Papaver somniferum (opium poppy) is the source of this 870-nucleotide messenger RNA. RefSeq names its product agmatine coumaroyltransferase-2-like. The transcript has 3 exons. NCBI's taxonomy places the organism in Eukaryota, Viridiplantae, Streptophyta, Magnoliopsida, Ranunculales, Papaveraceae. The coding region runs from base 1 to 870 and encodes 289 amino acids. Gene Ontology annotation, molecular function: acyltransferase activity, transferring groups other than amino-acyl groups. The record is from RefSeq and is a predicted model, not a curated record.
AUGUCCUUCAAAAUUAAGCAAGUGAGCUCCAAGCUAGUAGGACCAAUGUACAAUUAUUACGAACCAAAACCUGUUCCUGAGUUUGUUGCUCUUUCUGUCUUCGACAAGUUGGUAGAAGAUGAAGAUGAUCAUGAAGCGAUCAUAUAUGUGUACAAACCACCGAACCCAUCAAAUACAUUAUUAGGUCUGAGAUUCAUUGAAGCAACCGCUGAUUGCACUCUCGAUGAGGUUGUUCGGUUCAAGCCAUCUACCUUGUCGAGUUUCAACCCAAAUGAAAGAGGACCAGAUGAAUUGGCUCUUGUUCAGCUUACUAGAUUCACUCGUGGUUCACUAGUGUUGUUCUUUUCCAGCAGCCAUACAGUGGCUGAUGGUGCAUCUGCAAGUCAAUUCGUGGUUGCAUGGAGUCAAGCUUGUCGAGGUUUGGAGAUUCAUCCACGUACUUUGUACGACCGGAACAUAUUGGUUCCCCGAGAUCCACCUAGAGUGGCUUACGACCACAAAAAUGUUGAGGUUGCAAAGAGGAUAAUGUGGUUUAUCAUAAAAGCACACUUCACACCAGAAUUUAUUGCCAAGCUUAAGAGUAAGGCUAACUCUUCGGUUCCGGAUAUUGACAAUGGUGAACAUAGGCCUUAUUCGACUUUUGAGAGCUUGGUAGCUCAUCUUUGGAGAACCAUGGCUAGGGUCCGAGGACUUGCAGAUCUUCAGACAACCGAAAUGAAGAUUUCCGUGAACGGACGAAGUAGGUUGAAACCUUCUGUUCCAGAUGAGUACUUCGGCAAUUUGAUUCUUGCCGCAUUUCCUCAAUCUCGAGUAAAAGAACUUUUGGAUAAUUCUUUGAGCGACACCGCCGAGGUAUUCAUCAAGCUAUAG